Carassius carassius (crucian carp) is the source of this 1692-nucleotide messenger RNA. Its product is annotated as hyaluronan synthase 1-like. The transcript has 4 exons. Gene Ontology annotation, biological process: hyaluronan biosynthetic process; extracellular matrix assembly. Gene Ontology annotation, molecular function: hyaluronan synthase activity. The coding region runs from base 1 to 1692 and encodes 563 amino acids. NCBI's taxonomy places the organism in Eukaryota, Metazoa, Chordata, Actinopteri, Cypriniformes, Cyprinidae. The record is from RefSeq and is a predicted model, not a curated record.
AUGGGUAUCAACACAGCGUUAAGGAGAUUUUGCUCAGUGGUGCGAGCCCUGCUCACAUUUCUCCUUGCUCUCCUGGUACUCGGGGUGAUGUUAUGGGCAUACAUCAAUGAUUUCCAGAUAGUCACAUCUCCAUAUAACAUCAUCUCAUUAGGUUUCUAUGGAGUGUUGCUUUGCAUACACAUCCUAAUUCAGAGUGUGUUUGCCUUUGUGGAGCAUCGGCGCAUGAAUGCAAGACGCAAACCAUGCUCUUACACAAAAACCAUCGGCUUGUCUAUAUCAGCCUUUCAGGAGGACCCUGCUUAUCUCAGUGAGUGCCUUCAUUCAAUACGGGCUCUGCACUACCCACCUGGGCUGCUGCGCAUCGUCAUGGUUGUGGACGGAAACUCAGAAGAUGACCGAUACAUGAUGGAGAUGUUCCGUGAGGUCUUCGCAGACCAGGAUCCUGGUUGUUAUAUAUGGCAAAACAACUACCACUCGUGGAAGCCCACUGACCAAAAUGAUGGAGUUGUGUUUGAAGACCCUCAGUGCUCAGAGGUUGAAGAACUCAUCAGGACCAAGAACUGUGUGUGCAUUAUGCAGAAAUGGGGAGGAAAGAGGGAAGUGAUGUAUACAGCGUUCAAGGCACUAGGCACUUUAUCCUCUGUGGAUUAUAUACAGGUAUGUGACUCGGACACAAAACUAGACCCACUAGCCACAGUGGAGCUCUGCAAGGUGCUGGAGAGCGACCAAAAGUAUGGUGCCGUGGGGGGCAAUGUGAUGAUCCUGAACACCAGUGACUCCUAUAUCAGCUUCAUGAGCAGCCUGCGCUACUGGAUGGCAUUUAACAUUGAGAGGUCCUGCCAGUCCUUUUUCGACUGUGUCUCCUGUAUUAGCGGCCCUUUGGGUCUUUAUAGGAAUGACCUGCUGCAGCAGUUUCUGGAAUCUUGGUACAACCAGAAGUUUCUUGGCACCCACUGCACUUUCGGGGAUGACCGUCAUCUCACCAAUCGAGUGCUAAGCAUGGGCUAUGGUACAAAGUACACUGCCCAUUCUAAGUGCUACACAGAGACUCCCAAUCAGUUUCUGCGUUGGCUCAAUCAGCAGACGCGUUGGACCAAAUCCUACUUCCGUGAAUGGCUCUAUAAUGCCAUGUGGUGGCACAAGCAUCAUCUGUGGAUGACCUAUGAAUCCAUUGUCACAGGCAUCUUUCCUUUUUUUGUCACUGCCACCAUUAUCAAGCUCUUCUGGACAGGCACUCUGUGGGACAUUUUGUGGGUCUUGUGCUGCAUCCAACUGAUUGGUCUGAUAAAAGCAGCCUAUGCCUGCAUCCUACGACAGAAUCCAGUGAUGCUCUUCAUGUCCUUAUACUCUGCCCUCUAUAUAAUAAGUCUCCUGCCUACCAAAUACUUUGCCAUGAUUACCAUGAACAAAAACAGCUGGGGGACAUCGGGCCGUCUUAAGAUGGUGGAGAACUAUAUCCCGCUAGUACCACUAUCAGUGUGGGCAGCUAUUUUGCUGGCAGGCCUGGGGAAUACAAUCUACAGAGAAAGCAUUGAGAAGUGGACAACAGAUGAAAAGAAAGAGGAGAUCAAAUUUUUGAUACUUGGAUCAGCAGCUUAUGUGUGCUACUGGCUUGCAAUGAUCUUCUUCUGUUGGUUGUGGUUUUGGAGAUUAUAUGGAAAACACUCACAUACUUGUACUGUGAAUGUAUAG